AUGGCGGGCGAUCAUGGACUGGCAUUCUUUGAGUGGAGGCUGCAGCGCGCGCAGGCCAUCCCUGAGGCAGAGCGCAGCAGCGAUGUCGCCGUCUUUGUCAAGUCUGUCUCCCUGCAGCGUCAAGUGCUCGAGUUGAUUCCGAUGAAGAGCGAUGGCGUAAGCGUGGCGCUGCCCCCCAGCCGCAACCGGCAGCACCGGGUGUUGCUGGCAGGCCUGCUGGCAAUUCGCGCAGAGUAUCUGAGCCUGCUUCCAGCAAAGCCCGCUGGCAAUUUAGACUUCAUCUCGCCACUAGCAGCCUACCUGGCUGCCGAGCCGCUGGGCAACGGCGGCUCGCUGGCAGAGGCAGUUAGCCAGUUUGUGGCCAGACGGGCGGCGGGAGCCUGCAGAGCGGCUGCGAUGCUGUGCAGCAAGGGCGCCAUUAAGCUGGCUGACCCGGAACACCGGCGGGCUGCAGCGGCACGGAUUGACGAGCUGGCAGCGGGGGCACCGGCUGGGACCGACCUUCCCACUGUGCAGCAAGUUCAGUUCACCCUGUGGACCCUGGCGCUGCACUACGGCACUGGCGUGCUGGUGGCCCAGGCGCUGCUGCAGCUGGAGCCGUCCAACCCCAAGGCGCUGGAUCUGGCAGCUCUUGGCAUUCUAAAACUGAGCAACCUCAGCAACAGUGACGGCGCAGCUCUGAAGCACCGUGCGAUGAACCUUCUCCUGCGGGGCGUGCAGCUGGCCCGCCGCCAGCGCAGCGACUACUUUGAAGUGGUGUGUGGUGUACGCGCUGUGAUUCUAGCCCCAUCGGUGCUGUCUGACACCCGCUACAUCGCAGUGGACUUCCUGCAGUUGCUGGUGGAAGUCGGCGAGGCGGCAGGGCCAGCGGUGAGGCGCUGCAAGCCUGUGCUGCCCCACGCCUGGGUGCACGUGAUUGAGGGGGUGGAGCACUUGUCCCAGCCCACGCUGGCAGCACUGCAAGCAGAGCUGCGCGUGCACAAAGAGCAGGCCAGCGGCAGCAGCGCUGCCCAGGUGGCGGCGGCAAAAGCCGCGCUGAGGAGCAGCAUUGAUGCAGCGGUUGAGGCAGUGGUUCGCGAACACGCCACAUCCUCCAAUGCCACCGUCCUCUGCUCCGGCUGCGGCCAGCCAAACUUUGCCAUGAACGCCGCCCUGUACUACCUGUAUCUCAUCUUCUUCCUCACCCACAUCCCCAUCACCCUCUUCGUGGACAGCCAGGCAGUGCUGCCGGCGGCAUGGUUCCCGCAGGCGGCCAAGGACAUGCAGGCGUGGUACUUCAAGACACACCAGGACCCACUGAUGAUGGGGCUGCCCACCUGGUUCAAGUCGCUGGUCUACUCUGAGCUGGCCCUUCAGCUACCCUUCUUCUUCCUUGCCAGCCACGCCUUCCUGGCCAGGGCCAACUGGAUCCGCAUCCCCGCCAUCCUCUACGGCAGCUUUGUCACCGCCACCAUGCUGCCCAUCCUUGCUGAGCUGGCGGCGCACACGGCCCCCGGAUACAACGCUGUGGUGGUCACUUCUUUCUACCUGCCCUACCUGCUGGUGCCUCUGACGCUGGCGCUGCACAUGGCGGCCACGCCGCAGCCCUUUCGAGCCACGCACAAGGCCAAGCGCCGGUAG
Chlorella variabilis is the source of this 1620-nucleotide messenger RNA. RefSeq lists its product as hypothetical. The record is from RefSeq and is a predicted model, not a curated record. Gene Ontology annotation, cellular component: endoplasmic reticulum. The transcript is spliced from 7 exons. Lineage: Eukaryota; Viridiplantae; Chlorophyta; Trebouxiophyceae; Chlorellales; Chlorellaceae. Bases 1 to 1620 code for a protein of 539 amino acids.